This is a messenger RNA of Labrus bergylta (ballan wrasse), 5118 nucleotides long. The record is from RefSeq and is a predicted model, not a curated record. NCBI's taxonomy places the organism in Eukaryota, Metazoa, Chordata, Actinopteri, Labriformes, Labridae.
UGUGUGUGUGUGUGUGUGUGAGCGUGUGAGCGACGCUGUGCAGCUGAGGGAGGCUUAAAGAGACAACAGCAAAAUCAUAGCAACUUGAGUGGGGGGGGGGCCCAAGAGAAACGAAAUGAGAGAGACAGAACCAUGACUUCGACUGGGUUUCGAUAGCUACAGACACAAAGCGGCGAGAGAUCCCAGGCAGGCAGGCAGGCAGUCGGUUGUUUAGGAUUAAGGAGUUGCCCCAGCAGUGGUCCAGGAUGAAGCCUUUAAGUGGAAUAUAAACUUAACAGAUCUCCAGCGGACAUCAAGCCCACCCUUUUCUUGUAGUUGUAUUCUCUCUACUCUGGAUUGCCUCAUCUGCUGUGGUCCUGAAACAUGGAGAGAAUCCACUGUGUCACUGAAGGCUGACCAGAAGGAAUGAGGCACUCCAGGAGAUGUUCCCAAGUGGCCUUGUGGAUGCAGUAGCUACGCUUCAUAGUGCGUUUUUAUGACUAGUAUUGUAUGUGUGUCUGUGGGCACAUCCUAGCACAACCUGCCUAUUCCUCAGGCAGGGGUAUGCUACUCUGAGACUGGAGCCGGAGAAACACCCAAGAAAGGAGGCUCUCUGCUAAACCAGGAACAUAAAGCAAAAUCUGAAGUACCCAGCAGAAGAGCUGUCUGAUCAACAACGGGACACUCAUUUAAGUGUCUUCUGAACCAUUUUAACAGCAGCACCUCUCCUCUGUCUUGUGAGAUUUGACCCACCCCCCUCCUUAAAGCCUCCUCGGUCGCUGCUAUUGGAGUUUCUAUGGUUUGCAUGGCUGGAGAAUAACCGUGGAGAGGCCAGGGUAUCACAAGCUUAUGGAUUUUGACAAGAGAGGGGGCAAGGGAGAGACAGAGGAAGGGAAAAAGAUGUCUAAGACAGCAGGCAGCAGGACUGGACAUGGGGGCCGGAGUUCAGGGACCAAUUCUGGAGUUCUUAUGGUUGGCCCAAACUUCCGUGUGGGUAAAAAAAUCGGCUGCGGGAACUUUGGAGAGCUCCGGUUGGGGAAAAAUCUCUAUACUAACGAAUACGUGGCCAUCAAAUUGGAACCUAUAAAGUCCAGGGCGCCACAGCUCCAUUUGGAAUAUAGAUUUUACAAACAGUUGGGAAAUUCAGAGGGAAUCCCUCAGGUGUACUACUUUGGUCCUUGCGGGAAAUACAAUGCCAUGGUUCUGGAGCUGCUCGGGCCUAGUCUAGAGGACCUGUUUGACCUCUGUGACCGCACCUUCUCCCUCAAGACCGUCCUCAUGAUAGCCAUACAGCUGAUAACACGGAUGGAGUACGUCCACACCAAAAGUCUGAUAUACAGAGAUGUGAAGCCAGAAAACUUCCUGGUCGGGCGACCAGGGAGCAAGAGGCAGCACACCAUCCACAUCAUUGACUUUGGUCUGGCCAAAGAGUACAUAGACCCUGAGACCAAAAAACAUAUCCCCUACCGGGAGCACAAGAGUCUGACUGGGACAGCACGCUACAUGAGCAUCAACACACACUUGGGAAAAGAGCAAAGCAGAAGGGAUGAUUUGGAGGCGCUGGGUCACAUGUUCAUGUACUUCCUCCGAGGCAGCCUCCCCUGGCAAGGCCUAAAGGCGGACACUUUGAAGGAGAGGUAUCAGAAAAUUGGGGACACCAAACGGGCCACACCCAUUGAAGUGCUUUGUGAAAGCUUCCCUGAAGAGAUGGCCACCUACCUGCGCUAUGUAAGGAGGCUGGACUUCUUUGAGAAGCCCGACUAUGACUACUUGAGGAAGCUCUUCACCGAUCUGUUUGACAGGAACGGCUAUGUCUUUGACUAUGAAUACGACUGGGUCGGCAAAUCACUUCCCACACCUAUAGGCCCCAUCCCCAGUGACACACCCCUGCAGCCCAGCAGCAGAGACAAAGCACAACAGCAGACCAAAAACCAGUCGCCUGAGCCCAAAGGAAGUGAGUCUCAGCCCACUCCAGUGACCAAUAAGGAGACUCUGGGGUCGCACCUCACAGCUGAGAGGCUGGGGGGCUCUGUUCAGGUGAUGAGUUCAACAAAUGGCGAGCUGAACACUGAUGAUCCUACAGCCGGACACUCCAACGCUCCCAUCACAGCACCCACCGAGGUUGAAGUGGCUGACGAAACCAAGUGCUGUUGUUUCUUCAAGAGAAGAAAGAGGAAAGCCUUGCAACGACACAAGUGAAAGAAGAGAACGGAGAGAACUUGAAACAUUGUGGUCACUGUCAAGUUUUAAAUGGAAGCAACUACACAGACCCCAAUCCCUGUUCCUUAUCUCUUUCCAGCUCCCCCCCCCCUCACCUCUUUAUCCCUCUCACCUCAUUUCUCCCUGUCACUCUGUACCCCUCCUCCCUUCGCGCUCUCUCUUUCUUGUUCUCAGAGCUCCCCGGCUUCUGGCGAGCUAAAGGAAUGUUGCAGUCCUACUGACUCCACAACAGACUCUUGAUUCCUUUAUCGACGAAAUAUACGUACCUGCAUUACAACGGGGGGCUUGAGACAAAGUAAAAAAAGCUGUAACAAUGAAACUCGAAUCUGUGGCGUGAAUAUGAAAAAAGAUGCUGUUUGAAACAGUUGUUGUAUUGAUUUAGAUUCCAUAAAGAUUGCAUAUUGUUCCAACAGUCAGCUGUUGAUCAGGGGGAACCACAAGUGGUUUGAGUGAAAGAAAACUGCUCAUUAGGAAAUUGUUUUAUUUUUUUUCUUUCUUUCUUCCUUUGGUGUGUGUUUUGGGAUCAAGGUGAAGAGGAAAAGGUGAAGUAUGCCGCUGAUAAAUCAGAGAGACACAGGAAGCAUUUCAUCUAUAAAACAGAAUUGGAGGACUUUUAUGUUUUAUUUUCUUCUUCUUUUGUAAUGGAAUCCUCAGUUUUCAAAGUUGAAUCCCUGCAUUGAAAACUUAUUUUUAUGUUGUAGUGUUCUGGAGCUUGAUUCUUUUCCUCACUCUGGCUUUGUUUUUGUCUGUCGACGUGGACUUUGUAGCACAGUCACUGGCCUCAGGUACUGUGGACGAUUGAGAGAAACAGAUAUCAAAUUCUCUUAUUGUUAUUGCACUUUUGGAAACAAAAAAAAAAAGAGAAAAAUAUGACAGUGGAAAAAAAAAACUUUAGGUUUGAAAUUAACAAUUAAGAAAACAACUAAAUAAAGACUGAUCUAGGAAGAGUCCUUCAUAACGCUUAUAUCUGAAUUAUGGCCGCAAAAUGUUGUCGAUUUACAUUGAAGAAAAAAAGAUAUGUCUUUCAAUUUUUAUUUCUUACAUCAAAAAUAAUUUACCAGGAAAUCAUAGUUUGUGCCUUUCUAAGUAAAAUGUUUAAAGCUCAAGUGAGUGUCGCGCAAUGACAUUUUAUAUGAUCUGUCCCAAAUGCUCACUGGAUUAUUUUGUGUCUGUGCAUGUGUAUGUCUGUGCAUGGGUGUGUCUGUGUGCCUGUGUGUGUGUGAGUGAGUGCUUAAAACUCUGGAGGUUAAAGUGAAUGUGUUACACGACUGUGUACACACCUUUGCUCUCACAAGCAGUACACAUCCCUCGCCUUCAUCCUGCACUGUGACAAUCAACACAUCUGUUCAGCGGUGGUGUGGAGAGAGAUCAGGAAUGUGUGUGUGUGUGUCUCUUUGUGUUUGUGUUGGCCACAGAGAAAGUGUUCAUGGUGCCAGCUUGAACAACCCAAAUCAGUAUGGACCCUUGUUUCUUUCUUUUAUAUCCAUAUACAGUAUCUCACAAAAGUGAGUACACCCCUCACAUUUCUGUAUAUAUUGUAUUAUAUCUUUUCAUGGGACAACACUGAAGAAAUGACACUUAGCUACAAUGUAAAGUAGUGAGUGUACAGCUUGUAUAACAGUGUAAAUCUACUGCCCUCAAAAUAACUCAACACACAGCCAUUAAUGUCUAAAACGCAGGCAACAAAAGUGAGUACAACCCUAAGUGAAAAUGUCCAAAUUGGGCCCAAAGUGUCAUUAUUUUGUGUGGCCACCAUUAUUUUCCAGCACUGCCUUAACCCUCUUGGGCAUGGAGUUCAGAGCUUCUCAGGUUGCCACUGGAAUCCUCUUCCACUCCUCCAUGACGACAUCACGGGAGCUGGUGGACGUUAGAGACCUUGCGCUCCUCCACCUUCCAUUUGAGGAUGCGCCACGGAUGCUCAAUAGGGUUUAGUUCUGGAGACAUGCUUGGCCAGUCCCAUCACCUUUCCCUUCAGCUUCUUUAGCAAGGCAGUGGUCGUCUUGGAGGUGUGUUUGGGGUCGUUAUCACGUUGGAAUACUGCCCUGCGGCCCAGUUUCCGAAGGGAGGGGGGGAUCAUGCUCCGCUUCAGUGUGUCACAGUACAUGUUGGCAUAUCAUGGUUCCCUCAGUGAACUGUAGCUGACCCCCCCCCCCCCCCCCCCCCCCCCUUCAACCUCUGCAGCAAUGCUGGCAGCACUCAUACGUCUAUUUUCCAAAGACAACCUCUGGAUAUGACGCUGAGCAUGUGCACUCAACAUCUGAAGUCCACCAUGGCGAGGCCUGUUCUGAGUGGAACCUGUCCUGUUAAACCGCUGUAUGGUCUUAGUCACCGUGCUGCAGCUCAGUUUCAGGGUGUUGGCAAUCUUCUUAUAGCCUAGGCCAUCUUUAUGUAGAGCAACAAUUCUUUUUUUCAGAUCCUCAGAGAGUUCUUUGCCAUGAGGUGCCAUGUUGAACUUCCAGUUUUCAGUAUGAGAGCGUGCGUGAGCGAUAACACCAAAUUUAACAAACCUGCUCCCCAUUCACAACUGAGACCUUGUUAGUAACACUAACGAGUCACAUGACACCAGGGAGGGAAAAUGGCUUAUUGGGCCCAAGUUGUCCCAUGAAAAGAUAUAAUACAAUAUUUACAGAAAUGUGAGGGGUGUACUCACUUUUGUGAGAUACUGUAUUUUAUAUAUAUAUAUGUUAUGGGGUCACAGACAGACGUGCACCUCAAUGAGGUUUUACUUGUUUAUAAAUCACAUCAUGUCUCUGGAUUAUUGGGCUGCAACCUUCAUGAAUUUACUAUGUACUAUGAAUCUCCCUUUUUUUUUUUUUAAAUUCAUUUCCUUGCUGCUGCACACAACAUGAGCUGCGACACAGGAUUCUUUUAAUGAGCGAUUGAUCAUUUUGCAUUAUAAAGCCUAAAAAAAACGUGAAA